AAUAAAUAAAAAAGAAAAAAAAACCAAAAAAAGUUAAGCAUGCAAGAGCAGAUGAUAAAUACUGAAGAAAUUGAUCGGCCAUUAGCUGAUUUUCCGGUGAAUAUUUGGGAAGAUCCCUUGAUCUCUUUUUCUUGUCUGGACCCGGAUAGUGAGAGUAACGAAGAGAAGGUGAGUUCACUAAAGGAAACCGUAAGAGAAAUGUUAAUGGCUUCAUCAAAAGAAGGGCCAAUAGAGAACAUCAAAUUCAUUGAUACUCUUUGUCGCCUCGGUGUCUCCUACCACUUUGAAGGAGAAAUCUUUUCGCAGUUAGAGACCAUGUUUAGUUGUCAUGGUUUUAUGCAGAUGAUGAUGAUAAGAGACAAUGAGUUUGAUUUAUACACCGUAUCUCUUGUCUUCCAAGUUUUUAGGCAGUUUGGCUAUAAACUAGUUGUCGAUGUUUUUUACAAGUUCAAGAAUAAGGAUGGAAAGUUCAAGGAGCACCUAGCUGAGGAUGCAAUAGGUCUUUUAUGUCUUUAUGAAGCAGCACAUUGGAGCACCCAUGGUGAAGACAUUCUCGAUGAAGCUCUUGUUUUCUCUAGGUCUCAUUUGGAAGGAUUGACUUAUCAAUCUAGUCCGCAUAUGUCCAACCGCAUUAAAAAUGCCCUUAAACAUUCAUACCCUAGGGGUAUCUCAAGGAUAGAGACACGCCAAUUUAUCUCAUACUACGAAAAAGAAGAUCUGCACGAUCAAACUUUACUAGAAUUUGCUAAGAUAGAUUUCAAUAUUUUGCAAAUGCUGCACCGUAAAGAGCUUGGCCAAGUCUUCAGGUGGUACAAAGAUCUAGGGCUGGACUCGAAACUACCAUAUGCAAGGAACCGGACGGUCGAAAGCUACUUGUGGGCUGUUGGAGCAUACUUUGAGCCCUGCUAUUCUCAAGCGAGGAUUAAUUUGGCCAUUGUUGUUAUCUUAUUGACGCUGGUUGAUGAUACAUACGAUGCCUAUGGCACAAUUGAGGAACUCGAACCAUUUACAAAUGCACUGAUUAUGUGGAAUCCUAGUGGCAUGGAAGGGCUUCCUGAGAGCAUGAAGUAUCUUCAUCAAGUUUUGUUAGAUUUCUAUGGAAAAAUUGAGGAGGAGAUGGAGAGGGAAGGGAGGCCGGGAUGCGGCCUUUUCGCCAAACAAUCGAUGAUUGUAACGGCAAAAGCCUAUCUCCAAGAGGCAAAAUGGUUGAGCCAAGACUAUGUGGCAACAUUCAACGAGUACAAAGAGAACGGAGUUUAUUCGUCGAGCUACUUAGCACUGUUAACAGGAUCCAUUCUUGGAAUGGUGGAUGAAGGCACACUUGACGUGUUUAAGUGGUUAAGCACUUUCCCACCUCUUCUUGUCAAUUCUGCACUAAUAGGCCGCCUCUGUGGUGACAUUGCUAGUUGCGAGUUUGAACAUAAGAGAAACCACGUGGGAACAUCCAUUGAUUGUUACAUGAAGCAAUAUGGUAUUUCGUGGGAGAAAGCCGAAGAAGAGGUCAAAAUCAUGGCAUUGGAUUCGUGGAAGAGUCUUAAUCAAGAACUGAUGACGAGAGAUCACUCUUUUCCUUUCCCUAUCGUCAUGCGUUUCCUAAACCUGUCGAGGGUCGUCGAGGUUUUCUAUAAAGACACUGACAUUUUCACACAGCCUGAGUUGAUGAAACAUCACGUUGUUUCUUUAUUCCUUAACAAUAUAUCUAUUUGAUCAGAACUAUACAAAUUAUACAGCUAUGCAAGUUUUUUUA
Capsella rubella is the source of this 1747-nucleotide messenger RNA. RefSeq names its product alpha-humulene/(-)-(E)-beta-caryophyllene synthase. Gene Ontology annotation, molecular function: magnesium ion binding; terpene synthase activity. The coding region runs from base 40 to 1707 and encodes 555 amino acids. Gene Ontology annotation, biological process: diterpenoid biosynthetic process. NCBI's taxonomy places the organism in Eukaryota, Viridiplantae, Streptophyta, Magnoliopsida, Brassicales, Brassicaceae. The transcript is spliced from 6 exons. The record is from RefSeq and is a predicted model, not a curated record.